CCCUUCCACAUGCACAUCAACCUGGAGCUGCUGGAGUGCGUGUACCUGGUGUCUGCCAUGCUGCUGGAGAUCCCCUACAUGGCGGCCCACGAGUUUGACGCCCGCCGCAGGAUGAUCAGCAAGCAGUUCCACCACCAGCUGAGGGUCGGCGAGAGGCAGCCCCUUCUGGGACCCCCAGAGAGCAUGCGUGAGCAUGUGGUCUCGGCCAGCAAGUCCAUGAAGAUGGGCGACUGGCGCACCUGCCACUCAUUCAUCAUCAACGAGAAGAUGAACAGCAAGGUUUGGGAUCUAUUCCCUGAGACGCAGUGCGUGCGAGAGAUGCUUGUCAGGAAGAUCCAGGAGGAGUCUCUGAGGACUUACCUGUUCACCUACAGCAGCGUUUACGACUCCAUCAGUAUGGAGACGCUGAAGGAGAUGUUUGAGCUGGAGCUGCCCACGGUGCACAGCAUCAUCAGCAAGAUGAUCAUCAACGAAGAGCUCAUGGCAUCCCUGGACCAGCCCACCCAGACGGUGGUGAUGCACCGCACAGAGCCCACCUCCCUGCAGAACAUGGCCCUGCAGCUGGCAGAGAAGCUGGGUGGCCUGGUGGAGAAUAACGAGCGCGUCUUUGACCUCAAGCAGGGCAUCUACGGUGGCUACUUCAACAGAGAUCAAAAAGGCUACCAGCAGAAGCAGGGUGGCUACAACAGAGACCAGAGAGGCAGUUACCAACAGAAGCAAGGCGGUUACAACCGAGACGGUCAGAGAGGCGGCUACCAACAGAAGCAAGGAGGUUACAACAGAGACGGCGGAGGUUACCAACAGAGGCAAGGCGGUUACAACCGAGACGGAGGCGGUUACCAACAGAGGCAAGGCGGUUACAACCGAGAUGGAAACAGAGGCGGUGGUGGCUACCAGGGGCAGAACAGGGGGGGCUAUCAGGGUGGUGGUGGUGGUUAUCAGGGUGGUGGUGGUGGUAGUGGUUAUCAGGGUGGUGGUGGUGGUGGUUAUCAGGGUGGUGGUGGUGGCUACCAGGGUGGUGGUGGCAGUGGCGGCUACAGGGGAGGCUACAAGGGGGGCUACCAGAACCAGGACAGGAGAGACUACUGAGCCAGAGGAGCCGCCCUCGGAACCUGGUCCAACAGAGCCAGCCAGUCUUCAUUCCAAAACAACAUUAUCUUGGGUUGUAUCACUUGACAUUGCAGCUCUACAACAUUGAUCAGCUUUCCCUCUACAUGACAGGCUUGAAAACCAUUGUACUUAUACAAGUCAGUUUCCCUAUAUAUGUAAACUUUGUAGUAUAAUAUCUGAAUUGCCUAUGUUUUUUGUCGAGUGUGAAUGUGUUUAGACUAAUGGUGUUGAAUAAUUGUGUGUGACAAGAUUAAUGCAUUUGCAGUGUGACAGGGGUUUUCUUUUGGCAGUGUAUCAGGGUCAGAGACAUGUCAAGUGAAGUAUUUUCAGUUGUAACCUCUGAA
Messenger RNA from Salvelinus namaycush (lake trout), 1454 nucleotides. RefSeq names its product eukaryotic translation initiation factor 3 subunit C-like. Gene Ontology annotation, molecular function: translation initiation factor binding; RNA binding; translation initiation factor activity. The coding region runs from base 10 to 1089 and encodes 359 amino acids. The record is from RefSeq and is a predicted model, not a curated record. NCBI's taxonomy places the organism in Eukaryota, Metazoa, Chordata, Actinopteri, Salmoniformes, Salmonidae. The transcript is spliced from 11 exons. Gene Ontology annotation, cellular component: eukaryotic translation initiation factor 3 complex. Gene Ontology annotation, biological process: translational initiation.